AUGGUCGAUAGUGAGAAGAGUCCAACGAUCGGAUAUCGCGAUCACGGCGCCACUAGUUCCGAUGGAUGGGUCCUGCAGAAUGUCUUACCAGAUACCGGCAGACCCUGGUACAAACAACGUCACCUGGUGCUACUCAAUCUCGGCAUGAUCAUUCCCUAUCUGUCCUCGACAACCAAUGGGUACGACGGGUCGAUGCUGAACGGUCUCCAGUCCAUGACUCAGUGGCAGCGGUUUUUCGGCUCGCCGACGGGCACUCGACUGGGGUCCCUCUCGAACGGGGUGAUCUUCGGCCAGAUCCUGGCAUUUCCGAUUGCACCAUGGCUGUGUGAUCACACAGGACGUCGAUUUCCAAUCUUCUUGGGAUCAUCUCUUCUGGUCGUCGGCGCCGUUCUGCAAUGCGCAGCCCAGGACUAUACCAUGUUCUUGAUCUCACGCAUGGUCAUUGGCUUUGGGGGUCUGAUUGCCGUCGAGGCAUCACCGAUGCUCGUCAGUGAACUAGCGUAUCCAACUCAUCGUCCCGUGCUAGUGGGAUACUAUAAUAAUGCGUGGUAUUUGGGGGCGUUGCUCGCCGCAUGGGUCACGUACGGUACAUAUUUCAUGGGAUUAGAUACAUCAUGGGCAUGGAGAAUACCAUCACUCCUUCAGGGGUUCUUCCCACUGGCUCAAGUUGCUUUCGUCUAUCUACUUCCCGAAUCACCGCGAUACCUAGUGCAACAAGAUCGCUACGACGAAGCCCGUCAAAUCUUGACAAAGUACCACGCUGGCGGGGAUGAAACCUCGCCUCUGGUGGAUUUCGAGAUGCAGGAAAUCAUUUUACAAAUCCAAACAGCCAAACAAGCCUCCAAAUCAGGCUAUCGUGAAUUCCUCACCACCCGUGGAAACUUACACCGCCUGUUCAUCAUCAUUGCGGUUCCCUGCAUGAUGCAACUUUCUGGCAACGGCUUGAUCUCAUACUACCUGCAUCUGAUCCUCAACUCUAUUGGAUUCACCUCCGAUCCACAGCAGCUCCGCAUCAACGGCGGUCUCAUGGUAUUCAACCUUAUCGUCUCGGUGGCGCUCGCAUCACUGAUGGAAUGGGCCGGGAGGCGCCGACUCUUCCUCUGCUCGACAAUCGGUAUGCUGGUCUGCUAUGUUAUUUGGACAAUACUCUCUGCAAUCAAUGAACAACGACAUUUCACGGAUAGUUCGCUUGGAACUGGGGUGGUCGUGAUGAUCUUCCUCUAUCAGCUAUGCUACAACGCCGGUCUCAACGGGCCGCCUUGGGUGUAUGUCACCGAAGUCCUUCCUACCCAUCUCCGAGCCAAGGGGACCAAUAUCAUGCAAAUCGCAUCUACUUGUGCGCUGAUUUUCAAUGGGUAUACGAACCCGGUGGCGAUGGAUGCGAUCAGCUGGAGAUAUUACGUUGUCUACUGCUGCAUUCUGGCUGUUGAGAUUGGCAUUGUAUAUUUUGGAUUUCCCGAAACCAAGGGCUACAGUUUGGAAGAAGUUGCAUUGAUUUUUGAUGGCGAGGAGGCUUUCGGUAAUCGAUUGGCGAAGGAUUCGGCAUAA
This is a messenger RNA of Penicillium brevicompactum, 1548 nucleotides long. RefSeq names its product hexose transporter protein. The transcript has a single exon. NCBI's taxonomy places the organism in Eukaryota, Fungi, Ascomycota, Eurotiomycetes, Eurotiales, Aspergillaceae. Gene Ontology annotation, cellular component: membrane. The coding region runs from base 1 to 1548 and encodes 515 amino acids. The record is from RefSeq and is a predicted model, not a curated record. Gene Ontology annotation, molecular function: carbohydrate:proton symporter activity. Gene Ontology annotation, biological process: carbohydrate transport; transmembrane transport.